AUGUCCGAUGCCGAAUCUUCCGGCUGUCUAUUUCAUGCUUUGACCAGUAUGAAGACAGCGCCCCGCCGCUGUCUUCGUUGCAUCCAGUUGUCACUUCAGUCUCAACAAUCCCGUUCUUCUCAAUCAUCUUCGUCUUCGUCAUCGGUACGCCGAUCCUCCAGUCGAGAAGUAUUGCCAUAUGAUCAUGGCGAUCGCAGCAAUGCGCAAUACAUUCUCAUUCCGUUUGAUGAAGAUGUGACCCCAUCGCUAGUGGCGAAGGCAGCCUGCGUACCACAGACCCAACUCUAUAUUAAUUUCGUGUUAGCUGUGUUCCCUUGUUAUUUCAAGGCGACCGAGACUCGCGUUCCGAUUAACUGGGUCGAAUAUGUCGAAUCAAGACAAGGCGGAGCUGAUACACCAUUCGAUUGGGCUAUUCGAAGCCUAACAACAAUUUAUAUGGGCAGUCUCCAUAAGGAUCAUCGAUACCUAGACGCUGGACGUGAAUUAUACAUCCGAGGUCUCCGUGGUCUAACUUCUCGUCUGAAUAAUCCCACAGUCGCAAAAUCAGACGAGACAUUAUCCGCCGCUAUCGCACUCGCAGUCUUCGAAAUGCUAGCGUGUACCUCGGAAGAUGGCUGGAUUCAUCAUGCAAAGGGUAUUCGGGCCUUAAUGCGUCUCCGAGGUCCAGAUGCUCAUUCUUCUGGAUUUGGAGCUGCAUUGUAUAUAGCCUACCGGAAUAUUAUUGUUACAUCUGCGCUGGUAGCGGGUGAAGAUUGUUUUCUGGAGGAAACCGAAUGGCAAGCUCUUAACGAAAAGAUUGCGGCUGAGAAUGCGAAACAGCCGAAUUCUUCGGUUCAUACUGAUAUCACGGAGAGGGCUUUUCGGGAGGUUGUUAAACUUCCGGGUCUUGUUAGACGAGUGUCGAAACUUGAACAGCCUCGUCCGAGUGGGAGAGCUAAUGUGCGGAGACGGAAGAGGAAUCGACCGAGCGUUUUGGUUGAUGUUCUUACUAUAAGGGCUGCAUUGCGGGGGAUUUUUACGGAGUUUAGUAUGGCGGUUUCUACGCUGAGAAGUGGACAGGACUCGACAUCGACAGCUGGGUUUAUUGGACCUAUCCCCCAUCAUUUCUUUGAUGGGUUUUCGAGACUUUCUAUUCAGGGUAUUCGUUCUGCUAUCUUGUUGCUCAAUUACCUGGUUAUCAUUCUCGACCCAUCACAGCAGUCAGAUGCUGAGGUGGAGAAUGGUGUUAUGGAAGGUCAGAUGCGUGAGACGAAUGAUCUAGGCGUGGGAAUUGUUCCGACUAUAUCUCCGACUUCCAGUUCUCCUUCUAUAUUAGACCCGGACUCGCCAGGAAGGCCGAGUCUGAAUAUUGAGUCCAGGAUUACUCCGGAAGCCCGUCAGCCGGCUUGUUCGAAUUGGAUGGAUCAGAUUGCGCUGACGAUGGGAUUGGAGGGUGUUCGCAUUACCUUGGUUGAGGAUGAUUGA
Penicillium angulare is the source of this 1464-nucleotide messenger RNA. RefSeq lists its product as uncharacterized. The record is from RefSeq and is a predicted model, not a curated record. The transcript has 2 exons. The coding region runs from base 1 to 1464 and encodes 487 amino acids. NCBI's taxonomy places the organism in Eukaryota, Fungi, Ascomycota, Eurotiomycetes, Eurotiales, Aspergillaceae.